CCCGAAACUUGGAGGUUUUAGGUUUCAAGGAAAGCUUGUAUCCCCGUACAUUCCCACGGACAUUCACCUUCUCCCUCUCUUCCCUCCCUGGAGCGAAUCCACGAAGCGAUGGCGGGUCAGUGCGGCCUCAAACUCGCCGUCAGCCUUAUCACCACCCACUUCGGCGAUCUCGUCGCCAAGGUAUGCAGCUGCCUCCUCCACCGCGGGACCCUAACCCUUCAAGAAAUCAUCCGAUUCACCGAGCUCUCCUCCUCGCAGGUCAAGAACUGCCUCCUCGUCCUCAUCCAGCACAACUGCGUCCAGGCCUUCUCCACUCCCAGACCGGCCGGGCCGGGAGGUGUGACCAAGGCGGUGACCCAAUACAUGGCCCUCUUCGACAACAUCCUACAUCGAAUGCGCUUCGCCAAGUUCUUGGCUGUCGUGAGGGACGACCUUGGUCCCCGGUGUGAAAUUCUUCUUGCGGGUUUACUCCAGAAUGGUAGGCUUACUUUCGGACAGCUCGUAGAACGAGCGAGCUCGAAUAAACCUGAAGUAAGUGCAAGUAUGCGGGAAGGGCUGCGAGCAAACUUCAAUAGGCUUGUAAGUUCACGCUAUGUGGAGCGUUGUCCAAGACCUGAACCCUUCAUUGAUCCAUCUCCACAGGAGGAAACUAGGUCAACAAGAAAACGCAGUGCUAAGACUAGUGAAGAAAUGCUUUCUGUAGAACAACAAGCUAUGGUAGCCGCAGCCCUUUCGGAUGCUGAAAGGUUUUCUGAAAUUACAGACACUUCUACAGAGAAUAUAGAAGUAAAAGCUACCGAUCACGAUCCAGAUGUCUCCGUUGGCGAUAAGCGCAAGUAUGGGGUUCUCGAGAUGGAUCAAGAGGUUCAAGCUGUGAUUGCUGAGAAUGAAGUACUUUGGCGGGCAAAUUUUGAGAAAUUUUUACUUUGCCUUAAGAAGAAGGCUUGUGUUGCACAUGUGAGAUCAAAACUUGGUCUUGAUGCUGGUGUUGUAUUGGAAGCAAUGAUUGAAUCAAGUGGUCAACAAAAAGCUAAAGAUGAGACUCCUGUUAGAGCAACAAUGGAUAGCAUUCUAGAAGGGGUGAGAGCAAAGCCUGGAGGGAUCUCUAUGACAUUGGAACAUAUUAGAGUAAUCCUGGACCAACUUCGUUGUCAAUCAUGCAAUUGGGGUGGAGGAGCAUCGUACAGUAUCGAUUUGAAAAGCAUCAUAGAUACUUGUCAGAAUGACGAGGUAGAGGCACUUGUCUUGACAAGAUUUGGAAAAGAGACAUAUAGGAUAUUCAGGUUGUUGAUUAAGAAUGGACAUCCAUUUGAGACUGAUCGUAUUGCAGAUAUUGCAUUUGUUGAGAAGAAGGAAGCCCAAGGAAUUUUGUAUAAGCUUUGGAAGGAUGAAUACUUAGAUAUGGAGAAAGUUGUUUCACAUGCAGCUGGACAGAAAGAACUUUUCUUGUGGAAAGUGAAAAAAGAUGCACUUUGGGAACAUGUCCUAAAUGAUUUGUACCAUGCUGCCUUAAAUUUGAGUCAAAAGAUUGCUCACCUUGUUGAACAGGAGCAUGAGGUUUCGCAGCGCAGGGAAAAACCUGAACAACUGAGGAACAGUAGGAUGAUCUUGGAGUUAUCCCUUUUGAAGCUUGAUGAUGCUCUUAUGCUUUUCCAUGACUUCUAACAGUAUUGCAGGGUACCAUCUGUGAAUGGAGUGCCAGUUUUUCCAACAUUUGGUGCUGUAACACCCAAUGGAGAACAAUGCUGGAUCUAUUUAUUCUUUUCCAUUCUAUCCAACACGUUGGAGCACCGUCAAUUAUCUUAGAGCAUGGUGGAGCAAUGUGCCCUGACGGUAUUAAUUUUUGUUCAUAAAUGCUUGCCUAAAUUAAAUGUUUGAAAAUUAUUAUCAAGAUCAUCAUUCGGUUGAUAUAUUGAUGUCUUUUCGUGUAUUCUAAUGGCAUUGGGGUGCCAGGUUGCUCGCUAGCUGCUGUAUUCUCUACACACCAUGAAUAAGCCUCAUCCCACCAGUUUAAGGUUUAAUCAAGUUU
Elaeis guineensis (African oil palm) is the source of this 2029-nucleotide messenger RNA. RefSeq lists its product as uncharacterized. Gene Ontology annotation, cellular component: RNA polymerase III complex. The record is from RefSeq and is a predicted model, not a curated record. NCBI's taxonomy places the organism in Eukaryota, Viridiplantae, Streptophyta, Magnoliopsida, Arecales, Arecaceae. Gene Ontology annotation, molecular function: single-stranded DNA binding. Gene Ontology annotation, biological process: DNA-templated transcription.